AUGGAUCUGGCAGCUAAGGGACAUCAGACAGAGCCGGCUACGCCGAAGCCGCAGUUGAAGGAUGUAGAAGGUCCUUUUGACGGUGGUGUGCGCGCAUCGCUGGCGAAGAGGCUGUCGGCACUUAAGUUUCCUUCUUCGGAUGCGCCUGUUGGAGAUGGGGACAACAACGCUAACGAAGGACAAGGAAAAGAGGAAGAGGUGAAUUCGCCGACCGCUGCUCCUGAUGCACCUGAGGAGGGAAGUGAAGACGAGGAAGAAGAGGAUGACGGGUAUCUCAGUGAUGAUCCUGAGGAGCGUUUUGACCCGGUGAAAGCUGGAGAAAUUGCUGCGCGCGCGGGUUUCUCCAUCACGCUGCUGGUUCCGAUCAAGUACGAGGAGGAGGUUCCCCGUACUAUCGACACGGUUAAGGGACUCCUUGCGUUGUGGAGGAAGUUUAUGUCGGCUCACGUACUGACGACGACAAGGUGCCAAGUCCUCUUGCCGGCGUGGCUGUCAAAGAAGCGGUAUGGGAGGAUGCAAGUCACUUUCCAGCAAGCAUCGGACGCGAACUACGUGUGGUGUCGCCAGAUCCAGCACAAGAUGUUGAAUGAGGAGAGCAUUUACCUGGACUGGCAGCACCCGGAAAACCCGGUCUACAUUCAGGAGCGAGCCACUAACCCGGACUCCAUCGAAGUGCUGCUGAAGAGUGUCCCGGCGGCUAUUACGUCGAAAAUGGUGUAUGAAUACCUGGUGAAGACGGUGUUGGAGAAGCGGGGUCGGACGCCGUUCCUCAGUGGGGCUGCCUUCCACAGGGUGGUGGAUCCGGUUACCGGCGCAGACACUGACAAGAUUCGGGACGUGCGGGUGAAGAAGAUUUUGCUCGAUCCUGCGGUUGUUUUGGUCUCCACGGGAGGAAGAAGGGAGGAUUGGCUGUGCGUCCAGGAGGCGUGCGGCAAGGCGCACGGAUCCAGUUUUACGCAGGCGCUAGCGCAUGUGAAGUCGGUGCAGCACUGUACAGCUAUCCUGCAGGGGGACGCAGCAAGCAGGAAGAGCAGGGGGAAAAUGAAUUUCCUUCCGAUUCGCAAGGAGUUUGGGCUGUAA
Molecule: messenger RNA, 1080 nt
Organism: Closterium sp. Naga37s-1
Lineage: Eukaryota; Viridiplantae; Streptophyta; Zygnematophyceae; Desmidiales; Closteriaceae
Source: the annotation of a GenBank genome assembly